Onychostoma macrolepis is the source of this 480-nucleotide messenger RNA. RefSeq names its product RNA exonuclease 5-like. Gene Ontology annotation, molecular function: nucleic acid binding. The coding region runs from base 1 to 462 and encodes 153 amino acids. The transcript has 4 exons. The record is from RefSeq and is a predicted model, not a curated record. Lineage: Eukaryota; Metazoa; Chordata; Actinopteri; Cypriniformes; Cyprinidae.
AUGUCCUCCAAACCGCAUUGCCAUGAAAACCAGCUUCAGACCUUCAGACAGUUCGGCCCCAUUCAGCGCGUCACAAGCGCCGCAGAGCAUGCUGGGAAACGCGGCAGACACACCUUCAUCAAGUUCGAGUGCGCUGACAGCGCUCAGGCCGCGGUGGGCGUCGCCCUCCAGAUCGGAAACAGGAAGCUGUCAGUGUGUCAUGCUCUGACUCCGCCCCACAUGACCUCAUGGACACACACACACCCUGUUACCACGGAAACCUGCCCAGACACGGCAGAGCAGGGGGAGGAGUGUGACGAGCAACUGCUGGAGCGGCAGAUGAAGAAACUGGACACAAGAGUGGGAAAAGUGUUCAGAGCGCUGGAGGAAAACUGCCUGAGCGUCGUGAUCCUGCCCGGACACAGAAGCGACGGCGUCGAUCAUCCCGGCCUCUGCUUCAUUCACAUCAAACAGAGCGACUGACCAACGCCUGAGUGUCUG